GAAGAAAUAAUCGUUGCUGUUUUGUUUCCGUGAAGAUAAUCGAUGCGGAACGCGUUUCCGAUGUUACUCAAAGUGAGAGUUUGAGUGGUGUUCACAUUUAUUUGUUGUUUAGCGCUGCCCGUGUUCACUCGGAGAAAUGGCUUCAGAGGUUUCUCGCCCUUUGAGAAGGUCGACCAGACGCGGAGUGUUGAAUGUGUACGUCACACCCAGAGGCCCUCUGAAAAGGACCAAAAAGCAUGUGGAGGUUCCAGUUCCUCCUGCAGCUGUGAAUGGCUACAAAGAUUCAGACAGCUCUGACAAUGAAGAUUCUCCAAGUAAGAAGAGCCGGGUGGAGACCAAAGACACGGAGGGUGAAACUGAGAUGGAUGUUCAGGAAUCAGAUGAGAAUAUGGACAAAGAGGAUGUGGAAGAUCAGCCUGAGGAAGAAGAUCCCAUUCAUCAUCCCAAAAUCUGUCAAGGUUACUUUGGAGACACAAUUUUAGCCCCCUGUGUUUUACCACCAGAGCACCACCAAACUCAACCUGAAAAUAAACCUGUGGACUUUCCACCAUCCAUCAGAGCAGACAUGUCAACCAAAAGGGCUUCAGUUCACACUAAACCUGCCAGCCAAGCCAGAGUGCUGGGCAGACGACAAGAUGAUAUGCCGAUUCCACAGAACACAUGGCUUGGUGAUCCAGUGGCAGAGUACAAGAAGAGGAUGGAGGCCAAAGUUACGAGUUGUGGUUUACACCAAAUGAAAAUGAACCACCAUCCCCCAAAGUUACAUCCAACCUCUGAAGUUUCCUCUUUAACACGACAACAUGUAAACAACAAUGCCCGCCAAGCAAAAGGUGCUCAGCACCAAAAAGAAGGAAUUAAGAAAUCUGAUCCUCCCAAAGGAAGAUCUGGAUGUUUCUUUAGGAGAUUCGUUUGGUAUUGUUUGUACCUUCUUGUCCUGGCAUUGUUCGGCUCAGUCAGCUUUCUGGCAGUCAAGAAUGCUCCCACUGUCCGUAGGACUUUAACAGGUGGAGGGCAUCAGUUUUCUUCUGUGAACACAGGACUGUUUACAGCUCAGUUGUCUUUGUUGAAAGAUCAGUUCUCCAGCCAGCGUCCUGAAGUGUGGAAGAUGAUCAGAAUCCACCUGGGAAAUUACCUCCAGGCAGUCCAGCCUACUGAACCCGUCAGCCUGAUCCUCACUGCCGGACUCCGGGCUGAGAGGACACUGCACUGCCUGGCUCAAGGCUUAGCAACCGCGUUCGCUUCAGCCCUCAAUUCUUCUGUCCUCCACAUCGAUGGCACCAGCUACGCAGGCCGCGACAGCGACCAGGUCAAAUUCGAGGUGGACAAUCAGCUGCAAGCCGCUUUUGGAGGGGACAAACUUGUGGCCAUUAUUCAGCGCUUUGAAGAGCUGCCUCCAGACUCCACCCUCAUUUUUUAUCGCUACUGUGACCAUGAGAACGCCGCUUAUAAGCGAGCGUUCUUGCUGUUUACUGUGUUACUGCGACAGGAUGAGGUCAGGCUUCAAAAGAGUGUUAAUGAUGUGGAGGAGAUGGUGCAAGACUAUCUGACAGAGAGUUUGGUGGACUCAGGGACCCAAACUACCUUCAAAAGGAUGGACGCGAACAAGUUUAGUGGACUGUGGAGCCGCAUCUCCCAUCUUGUAUUGCCUGUGGCGUCUGAGGAGGAGGUGGAGGAGAGAGGAUGCUGACACAUGAACUCAAUGUUCCACAUUAAGACAGAAUAUCACUUUGGACCUGCAUGGUCCCUGCUGGCACUGUUCUGCUGUUACCAGCAGAACAGUAUUUGAGUAUUUGAAGUUUUUAUUCAUUGUCCAUGGUCAUAACUGAGAUUUUACUCAUGGCUGCAUUCCAGUUUUGCAAAUCAUCAACUGCCCUGUUUUUGUACCUCUGGUGUUCAUCAGCAACACAUAGACUGAAGAUUUUGUGACUUUUUCCAUUGAUUUGACAUUGAAGAAAGAGGACUGCAAAUUUUUUUUUAAUCCAGCACUGGACAAACAGUUUAAAGUACCCUAGAAUUUUGCUAAAAUUGUAGUGUUUGACUUUGCUUCAGUGAGUGUUUUUUUUUUUUGGUGAUAUAAUACAUCUUUGAAAAGCUUUUUUUAUGUAGGUAGA
Molecule: messenger RNA, 2111 nt
Organism: Thalassophryne amazonica
Lineage: Eukaryota; Metazoa; Chordata; Actinopteri; Batrachoidiformes; Batrachoididae
Exons: 8
Coding region: 137-1687 (516 amino acids)
Biological process (GO): membrane organization
Cellular component (GO): membrane
Molecular function (GO): ATPase activator activity
Source: RefSeq, a predicted model, not a curated record